UUUUGUGUGUGUAGAAAAGGAUUCAGUCCUUAUUCUUUUUUAUGUAUUUAUUUUGUAGUUGUUAUAGAAUUUUUCUGGUUCUUAGACCUUACAAGCAGUCAUUGUUUGACUUCCUGAAAAGUGCAGUUCAUCAUGAAGUUGGAGGUGCCUGAAACCUUUGAAGAUGUUGCUGUUGAGUUUUCAGGAGAGGAGUGGGAAAUGCUGAGUAAACCAGAGAAAGAGCUACACAAGGAGGUGAUGGUGCAGAACUAUGAGAACAUGAUUUCUGUAGGGUAUGACAUCCCAGUGGACCAUCUUUGGUUAUAUAUUAAGAACUUUGAGACAGUUUCACCUUGUGACACCAAAGCAGGAAUGAUGGUGCAGCAAAUACUGGUUCCUGGUACCAGAACCAGCAUCAUCGGGAGUGGAAAUUUCCCUGAGACCCAGGAUCUGCAAUCAACUCAUGGAAAAUACCAGGAUUCUGAAUGUGACACAAUUCUUCCAGAUAAGAUGUCAGUCUCGAGACAAGAUGAUACAGUGCAGUCUGAAACCAGAACUGAUAACCGUAAGGAAAGUAAUGAGAGGUUUAUCAAAACAACUGAACAAGAAAUGCAUCUGCAAACUGAAGCAGGGGAAAUACCAUGCCGUUGGCUUAAUCACAGCAACAAUGUAACAUUUUGUAGUAACAACUUAACUGAUCAAGUAAGGCACAGAUGGAAAAAGCAGAAGAUCUUGGCACCAAAUGAGCAAGUGUUCAACGGAAAUAAACUGCAUAAAUGUGCCACAAAUGACAAGGGUUUUACUGACCAACAAUAUGGAGGAGUAAGCAAGGUUGUGCCUACUGGGCAUCAGCCUUUUAAAUGCAAAGUGUGUGACAAAAGUUUUGCAGAGAAGUGUAAUAUGAAAAAACAUCAGUUUCUGCACAAGAAAAAACUAUACAAAUAUUCCACAUACCACAAGGACUCGAUCCCUAAUGAUUUGGCAGUGCUUCGGACUAUCGGAAAUAGACAGAAAACAUAUAAAUGUGUCAAACGUGGCAAGAGUUUUACAGAAAAGGCUAGCAUGGUAAAACAUCACAAUAUUCAGAGUUUGAUCUCUCAAGAUAUGAAAAAACCUAAAUACCUUGAAGAAAUUAAACAAAGGGAGCAACCCUAUAAAUGUACUACAUGUGAUGAAAGUUUUAGAUACAAAGUCAUUAUGUUAAAUCACCAGGGAAUUCACAGAGGGCAAAAGCCAUAUAAAUGUGGUAUGUGUAACAAGAGCUUUAGUAAACAAAGCAACAUGAUAUGUCAUCAAAGUACUCACAUGGAGCAGAAACCAUAUCCAUGCACAAUCUGUGGCAAAAGCUUUGUGCAGAAGAGUCACUUGGUGACUCACCAGAGAAUCCACAGUGGGAAGAAACCAUACAAAUGCCCAGAGUGUGAUGAGGAUUUUUACUACAAAAGGACUGCAGUAAGCCAUCAGAGCAAACACACUGGUGAAAAACCCUAUAAAUGCACCAUGUGUGAUACGGGUUUUAGUGACAAAAUCACCAUGCUGCGUCACCAGAGCCUCCACAGUGGGCAGAAACCAUAUCAAUGCACCAUGUGUGACAAGAGACAUGAAGCUUUGUUAGCUGCAUGA
Molecule: messenger RNA, 1602 nt
Organism: Protopterus annectens (West African lungfish)
Lineage: Eukaryota; Metazoa; Chordata; Ceratodontiformes; Protopteridae
Product: zinc finger protein 665-like
Exons: 5
Coding region: 133-1602 (489 amino acids)
Biological process (GO): negative regulation of transcription by RNA polymerase II
Molecular function (GO): DNA-binding transcription repressor activity, RNA polymerase II-specific
Source: RefSeq, a predicted model, not a curated record